This is a messenger RNA of Perkinsus marinus ATCC 50983, 321 nucleotides long. RefSeq lists its product as hypothetical. The record is from RefSeq and is a predicted model, not a curated record. Lineage: Eukaryota; Perkinsozoa; Perkinsida; Perkinsidae. Bases 1 to 321 code for a protein of 106 amino acids. The transcript has 3 exons.
AUGCCAUCACAAGACACGUCCAGUGGUGGUGGCAAUAAAUCUGUCUUAGACGAUGUGAUACCGGGCAGCAUGGCUCAUCUGGAAGACCCCAGUCGAUACCUGACUGGGCUAUCUGAUUGGCAACAACAAAUGUUGGGGAUGAAUGCUAGCACGAGUGAUGCGGCUUUCGGAGGCUCGGUUGAUCCUAGCAGUCCGAAGGGUAGUUCCUACGACCAAGGAGAUGGCAGCGCUGCAGUGCCUGUGUCGGUGAAGAACACAUUCCUGAAUUUCGAAGACCAAGCGAACAUGCUAGCAGCAGCGGGAAGGCCGAAGUCGAUCUGA